CUCGCCGGCCCAGCUCCUUUUGCGACCAAUGCCGGCCGCCGGCGCCAGCGAUUCGGUCCCGCCCCUCAGGGGCGGCUACGUCGGUGGCUACAAGCAGAUGAACAUCAAGGAGUCGGAGUUCGAGUGGCUGCGCGGCUACCUCCAGCGCGAGGAGUCGACGCAGAAGCACUCGAUGGGCGAGGCCAGCGAUUCGUCCGAGACCGGAUCCACCACGGACAUGACCGACAUCAGCUUCGAGCCGGUCGCGCACGCGCCCGUCAAGGCGAUCGUGCUCGACUCGCCCAUCCACUCGGAGCCGCGCACCGAGUCGCGCUCCUCCACAGACCCCGACACGGCGUACAAGCGGCGGAGAAAGGUGGGGUGGACCUCGACGGAGGACCUUGCGAUCCUCGCCUCCGCGCGGCGCCUCGGCACGCAGUGGAACCGCAUCGCCGCCCAGCUGCCCGGCCGCACCGCCGACGCGGUGCGCAACCGGUGGCACCGGCUGCAAAAGUCGCAUUCGCUCGGCGACACUGAGGAGGGGCGCGCUGCCCUCGACGCGCUGCUGAUCGCGUGCGGCUUCGACAAGGACUGGGUACCGCCCAACCUCGAGGCCGGCGGCCCCUACCCCGGCGACGAGGUG
Emiliania huxleyi CCMP1516 is the source of this 622-nucleotide messenger RNA. RefSeq lists its product as hypothetical. Gene Ontology annotation, molecular function: RNA polymerase II cis-regulatory region sequence-specific DNA binding; DNA-binding transcription factor activity, RNA polymerase II-specific. The transcript has a single exon. The annotation marks the transcript as partial. The record is from RefSeq and is a predicted model, not a curated record. Lineage: Eukaryota; Haptophyta; Isochrysidales; Noelaerhabdaceae. Gene Ontology annotation, biological process: regulation of DNA-templated transcription. Gene Ontology annotation, cellular component: nucleus.